AGUCCUGAUCACUGCUGAAGCUAACGGAGCUAAUGAGCUGCGACUGAAACGAGCUGCUCCUUCGUUACGUCUCUGUUUCCUGUGAAGCCGGUGGACAUGGCGACACGUCGGACAGUGUGGCCGUGUUUCCCGCUGACUCUCCCCGGUGAGCUGCUCCUCCCCGGGCAGAGCUACGCGGGCGUGAUCCCGAUUCUCUACGACGCGGUGAUCGAGAAACCGUGUCCCAAAGAGAGAAGGAAGUUCCUGUUGGAAAGGUCAGUGUUCGACCUGGUGGACGCUCAUCUCUACCUGUCGCUAACUGACCAGAAGCUGCUGGGCUGGUAUCUCGGUUUGGCCCCGGAGGACAGAAAGAUCAUACUGGAUGAAGGAGGGUUUCACCAGUUUCUUCAAAGACACCCUGCGUUAGAACUGUCUACACAUCAUGUUUAUGUGAAGUCAGAUAACAGUGGGAGGAUCAUUCCUGUCCAUCCAGCCAUCACAUGCAACCAACACAUAUAUAAAACAGGAGCAAAGAAGACCAGAUGUGGUAAAAUGCAAAUCUCACACACGCACGACGAUGACAAAUAUGAAACCUCUGAGAUUCCAAAUGCAUAAUUCAGAUUUUCUCACUCAAGUCACUGGUAGUGAUGGAUGGACAGGUACUGUAGCUCAGGUCACACAUACUGAAGGAGUAUUCCAGUGAGACAUGAGCUUGUCAAACAGAGACCCUUGCAAUUCAAGCAGCAUGUAAGUCUUGCUCUGGGUCAUAGACUGUAUAACAGUGCAUGGUAAACUGAUAAACGAGCAAUAUAUACCAUCAUGCAUUGCACUCGUGGCGUUGAGAGAGGGCCGCACGUGAUGUAAAGAAAAUGACCAGAGUAGUGUCCUAAAGUGUUUAAUUUGUUUUGCCAACAACUCCAGCCUCGUCUUGACAGUGUGUGUGAAAUCCGUGACAAACAUGUUAGUCUAGAACUUUUUAAACUGCUCUUUAAUCCAGUGAGCUCAGAUCUUUAUUCAGCAGCUGCUGCAUUAAACAUUUUGCCCUGUUAACUGCCCCACACACAUCUAGAGAUGCUUCCUAGUAACGUGAGGAAGAACUUCACCCGAGAGCCACAUGAGGUGACCUGCCACAGCAAACCGCUGGUGCAUGCAGCCUAUGACAGCCCUAUCACACAGAGUGCACCACUGACCCGGCUGAAUGAAGACGGGCCAUUAUGGCAGAUGCCCAGCUGUGGGGCUGUGUGCACGGAUCCAGCAGUACUAGCGAGCUUCUCUCUGGACAUGGAGCUGGAGCGAAGUGGUCAGAGAGGAAAUCCUGAGCUCAAGAGCCACAUUUCAGUGAUGCAGGACCAGAAUGCUAACAUUGAUGCUAACUGUGCUGAAGUCAGACAAUUACAAUCAAAUAUUAACAAGUCUCCCUCUGAGCACUGCAGCUCUGACAGUGAGGAUGUUGAUGGUGGAGAACGCAGUGACAGGAGCGUCCAAUCAGUAGCUUCGGAGCAAGUCAGCUGUUCUCUAGGCCCCGCCGAGGAAACCGGUACACAAGAGGCGUGUCUGGAUAACACAGAUGAGGCUAACUUAAGUUUCGACGAUCAGAAUUACGACUCCCCCAGCAUCAUUGAGGAAGAUAUGAGCAUCCUUGUCUUUGUGGCCCCCGAAGAACCGCAAGCACAGGUCGCCACUGAUGGUGAAGCAAUGUCAGACACCAGUGAGACUGUGACGUCUCCAGCCAAGGAGGACACCUCUGAAAAUUGCACCUCCCCUCUGCAUCGCGUUCUCACCUGUGAUGUCAUGGUUGGCACAGAGUUUGUACCACGUGUUUCAACUUUCGUCCAAUCAGAGGAUCCACAAACUGCAGACAAGCACGUCAUAACUGAAGUGCACAUGGCAGAUCUGGACUAUCUUGCUGAGGAGUUCAUCAAACUUAAUGCAGCUCAAAAGGAACAAAAAGAGAAAAUAAGAAGUUUGGGUUGUAAAUUGAGAAAGGGAUGUGACUGUGUUGCGCGUGCUCAGCAGGCAGAGCUGCGCCUCCUGGCCGUGCAGCUCCUCAUGUGCAGACAGCACUGCUGGAGACUCUACUGUACCUCUGCUGAGGGAGACCAGCUCACUACGACAGUCAGAGAUAAGGAUCAAUACCUGCCGAAGGAGCCUCCUGCAAACAUUUCAGGUGUCCUGCAAAAACUGGAGUGCGACUAUAAUCACAUGAGGGAUAAGAUCCUGGAGGGAGUUCCUCUGGAGCAACUUAAACCUCUGUGUGUUGACUCAAAGAAGAUUAUUACUGGAGCAAGCUACAUCCCUGCACAUAUUAUUGGUGAUGUGCUGGAAGAUCGUCCUUCUCGGAACGCCCUGGAGCCACAGGGGUAUAAAACAUUAGCUGAAGAAAAUAGACGUCUUGGUGAUCAAAGCAGCGACGGCUUCCAGGAUCGUCAGACUCAGGAGAAAAAGGAGCAGAACAGUAAAACAAGGAGAGCUGUCACUUGUGUCCCCCGGAGUGGAGGUGCUGACCAUGAUGCCAACAAGCUGGAAGAAAAGCAGAUCCGAGCUGCAUGCAAAGAGCUCAACAUGAGCGAGUCAUGGUUCGAUGCUGAAGAGGACCUGGAGCCCACAGGAGCUGCUGACACCGGACAGGACAACACCACGAUCCCAGAAGGUCAAACUGAUGCCACAGAAUGUCCCUGUGAGGAGGCUGAGAGCUCAGUCCUCUGCGUCGCUAACCUUCCCAGACACGUGACAGAGAGUGAAGUGAUGUCAUGGUUUCAGAAGUACCAUCCCUCUGAUGUCAUUAUCUCUGAUGUAAAGAAUGAUCUGAGAGUUGCCAUAGUGACGGUAACCGGCCUCCAGCCUGCCGAGGCUGCUGCGAGAGAGCUGAAUGGCUUCAGGGUGAAGGGCCAUACUUUACAUGUGGAGCGCAUCAGCAGAGCCGUCGGUGGGAGCCAGGGUCAGAGCCGGGCCUCACAGGAAGCCACCGAACUACAACCACCCGAGACCGACCUCAGAAGCACUGAGAGGAAGGUGAGAGAUCUAAAAUGAUAUAAUGUGAAUUUUUAGUCUUAAA
Messenger RNA from Paralichthys olivaceus (Japanese flounder), 3034 nucleotides. Lineage: Eukaryota; Metazoa; Chordata; Actinopteri; Pleuronectiformes; Paralichthyidae. The record is from RefSeq and is a predicted model, not a curated record.